AUGCGUGUCUCCGCAGGUCGGUGGCGGCUGCACGCGCUGCAUUCAAAUGGUGACAACUCCCGCGCGGGUACGUGCAGGAGCGAGGUGCCGGGACGCUCGGUAGACACAGCGAGACACAGGGAGGGUCCGUGGGGCGGGCGGCUGUCGGCGGCGGUGCCGGACGUGGCCAUGGCGCCCAACGCCAACACGCACCUGCUGUCGUCGCUGUCCAGCGCGCACUACGUCGCGCACCCGCUCACCAACGACUACGGCGGCGUGGUGCUACAGCUGGACCUCGGGGACGGAGCGACGCACACGCCGAGACCAGGCUCCCGGGCGCAGCGCGCAGGCGCGGCGGCGAGCGGGCGACAGCACCGAGAUCACGCGCAGGCGAUGUCGUGCGUGCGCGCGCGCCCCGACGACGACGAGCUGCGAGCCGCCAUAGAGCUCUCCGUUAUAAGGGCGUACUCGUCGCUGGAGGGCGGGCGCGGGCGCGGCGCGAGGCUCGACCUGCGACACAACG
Messenger RNA from Manduca sexta (tobacco hornworm), 502 nucleotides. RefSeq lists its product as uncharacterized. NCBI's taxonomy places the organism in Eukaryota, Metazoa, Arthropoda, Insecta, Lepidoptera, Sphingidae. The record is from RefSeq and is a predicted model, not a curated record.